UUAUCAUAGAUAGAACAAGUAUAGAACAUUAAUGUUCUCAUUUGAUAAAAAUAUCGCUACGAAAACGUCGUUCAAUUUUAAAAAAUAUUAUUGCUACUUAAACAUGUUACUCUUCGUACUUGUUGAACUCUUUCUUUUAGCUGAAAUACAGGGAAGAAUAGUAAAAGAUUGCUUGCAAAUCGAUAAUCACUGUUCUCAUAACGAUGACUGCUGCUCUCAUAAGUGUCUCUACUCAACUGAAUCAUCCAAUUCCACUUGCGUUUCAGAAGUAGAAAACUCAUUAGACUCGCCUUUAGCUUUGCCAAUUGUACCUCAAACCUUUUGUUUUUUUAACAGAAUUACGUGUUCGUCAGAUCAUGACUGUUACUGUUUUCAAAAAUGUUUUUUUAUCGAAGGAAAAUCUUAUGGGUUUUGUUCUACAGUAGUACCAAAUCCACCUAAAAGACAGACCACAACAGUUUUGAGUGUCGAAAAACCUGAAUCUUGUACUUUACUUGGAUCGCAUUGUUUAAAAAAUAAUAAUUGCUGUUCCAAAAAGUGUCAUCCACUUAAUUUUUGCACACCAAUAAUGGAGGAAUUACUGUCAAAAAAAGAUAGUAAUAAACAAACUACGACCAUAAAGGUCGCAGUUACGCAAUGCAGUUCAAUCGGUGACCGAUGCUCAGAAAAUACUGAUUGUUGUUCUAAUAAAUGCGGUCGAGGCGCAGGAAAGUAUUACCAUGCUUGCGUUUUAAACCCAAAUGAUUCGUUUGAUAAAAAAUUUUCCGAAUUAACACCAAUUAUCAGAAAACCAGCAGUUUGCAUUAUGCCUGGACAUUUCUGUGUUGCAAACGAUGAUUGCUGUACUAAAAAAUGUAUAAACUCGAAAGUAAACCCCCAGUAUCAUUACUGCCAGUCCGCUGACCUUCUUUAACAAACCAAAAACGUUUGCAAUGGCCUACAACUUGUUCAAAAGUAUACGCAUAUUUUGAAAAGUUUAUGACAGUCUUUUUUGAUUCAUUGUUUAUAAAUUAAUAUAUUUCAAUAAAGGCUAAAUGCAUUAUUAAA
Molecule: messenger RNA, 1047 nt
Organism: Microplitis demolitor
Lineage: Eukaryota; Metazoa; Arthropoda; Insecta; Hymenoptera; Braconidae
Exons: 6
Coding region: 32-913 (293 amino acids)
Source: RefSeq, a predicted model, not a curated record